AUGCGCAAGCGUGUUCGGGAGACAUCCCCCAAGGAUGCUCCUAAAGAAGACCCAGAAAGUGCACUCACACGGCACGAAGCAGAGGUUUACGAUCGACAGCUUAGGCUCUGGGGACACGGCGCUCAAUGGCGACUCUCACAGAGCUGUGCCUUGAUGGUUGUUCUUUCGAGGGGCACAUCCGAUCUUCUUUGGUUCGAACUCGCUAAAAACCUUGUGCUUGCCGGUAUUGGACACCUGACUGUCAGCGCUUGGCUUUCGAACCCUGGAAAGUACGAAGGGACCACCGAGAGCGACUCUUGUGCUGUGUGCGGAGAAGGAUUGGCACCUAUUUCAGAGACGCAGGCUUUUAGAGAUAUCAAGGAAAUGAACCCUUUUGUUACAGUGGAGCCUGGACCAGAUGCGGGGUCGCUUCUGAAGAGCGUGGAAAACCUGGUUAACUUGAACGCGAACUGCGUCUGCAUCGUUUCACCCGAUUUUGAAGAACCGAACCCGCCUUCAUCGAAUACAUCGGAUGACAUGACCCCAUGCACACGCCUUGCGGAAUUCUGUGCUGAACUGAACAUUCCCUGCUUCAUUGCUGCGAGCAUUGGAUACUGUUGCGGUUUCUUCGUCAGCGAACCGGAAGAAAACGAACACUCGUGUAUCCAAGUGGCAGAGGCCUCAAACAAGAGAACGUCUCCGGGAGGCAUGCGUUUUCGUAGAGCCGAACAGCAUGCAAAACCUGCGGCCGUACAGGAUCCUUCUCAGAAUCAUCCGCGAUGGAAGUCGACCUAUGGGAAUAUUCUGGCCAAAUUACGCGACGUAUCGCAGGACGACGCUUCUUUGAAUAUCGCGAAUGAAGACGCAUGGCGUCCGUUUCUCAGGUGGAUGACGUUCCGGCGGAUGCGGAUGCCUCAUCCCCUCUAUAAGGUAAUCGGCGCGACAGCGAGGAGCGCUCUUUUCGCCGAGAAUGAUGACUCGAUCCCAACAAGUGGAAACGUCGUCGAUGCGUUGGGCUGGAACUUUCCGCCACUAGCCAAAGUUAUCGGUGGAAUCUGGUCUCUGGAAGUCAUCAAAAUGCUUGCUGGUAUAGAUCAUACUCAGUAUUUCGGGAAUUUCUUUUUCUUCGACGGUAUGACCGCAUGCGGUGCAUUCACUAAGCUCGUUACGAGCGAUAUUUCGAUCGAACCAAGUCGGGCAGAUCCAUAA
This is a messenger RNA of Cyanidioschyzon merolae strain 10D, 1188 nucleotides long. Its product is annotated as Smt3-activating enzyme E1 N subunit. The transcript has a single exon. The record is from RefSeq and is a predicted model, not a curated record. Bases 1 to 1188 code for a protein of 395 amino acids. NCBI's taxonomy places the organism in Eukaryota, Rhodophyta, Bangiophyceae, Cyanidiales, Cyanidiaceae. Gene Ontology annotation, molecular function: ubiquitin-like modifier activating enzyme activity.